AUGCAUGUGGAAAGAAAGAUGCCAGCAGAGAAGAAUGACCUACAUCAUCCCACGCUAAGACGGACCCUGCGCGGUACGCCUUCAGCAUCGACAGUCCAGUUUCGCAACCUCAAAUACGCAUCGAUACCAGCACGAUACAAAGAAUCGAUUCCUGACGACAGGCUUGAAGUUGGGAAAGAUGGAGUUUUUGACGCUACCAAGUUCGGUCCAUCAUGCCCACAGCUGCGUGGAGCUCAAGCAUGGGACCUGACCUUGGUCGGAGAUGCUGUCUUGCCUUGCGGCCAUGGUCAAGGGAAAACAGAGAAGAUGAGCGAGUUUGAUUGCUUGAACGUGAUUGUCACAAUACCAAAGGGUGCUCUGAGCAGUGAAAAGAGCGGAGGGCGAGGGCUACCGGUAUUUGUAUGGGUCCAUGGUGGUGGUCUCAGUAUUGGGGCGAAUAGUUGGCCACAGUACGAUCUGCGUCGUUUUGUCGAGCGAGGUGUAGAAAUCGGCAAACCCUUCAUUGGUGUUUCGAUCGAAUACCGACUCAACAUAUUCGGUUUCCUGGCCAGCGAGGAGAUUGGCGCGGGUGGAAACAUGGGCUACAAAGAUCAGGUAUUGGCUUUUCGAUGGGUCAAAAAGCAUAUUGCUGGGUUCGGAGGCGAUCCGAACAACAUCACUACUGCAGGAGAGUCGGCAGGAGCGAUAUCUCUAUCAACUCUCCUCUGCGCUAAUGUUGGGGAAGAGGGACUCUUCGAGCGGGUUGUCAUUAUGAGCGGCGAAGCAUCAUUGCGCAAAUGGAGAAACAGGUGGUGGCAACAGAAGAUGUACGAGGAUCAGUUUAUCUAUUUAAAGGUAGACGGGAAGGACACCGAAAGCAGAAAAAAGAUCUUGUUAGACACUGAUGCGGAGGACUUGGUUCAGAAGCUGCCUUUGGCACAGCACUUCGCUGCGACAGUCGACGGUCAAUUCGUGACACCUGAGGUCACGAUUGAGACGAUGUUGGAUGGGUCAAGCGCUAUACAUAAGCCAUCAUGGUGCAAGGAGUUCGUGAUAGGAGACACACAACACGAUGGCCUCGUCAUAAAGGGGCGACUCAUCGACCAGCCCGAUAGUUAUGGAGGUCUUAAGAAGGCAUGCCAAACACAUCUGUCACCAUCCGAGACGCACCAACUCCUUUCGGCGUAUCAUCUCGAUGGCGAGUUUUCCAAGAAAGAAAAAGAGGACCGCAUGUUGAUACUUGGGUCCGAACUACGCUUCUAUCUGCCUGCGUUGGCAGCGUAUCGAGGGUGGAAAGCCUGCUCGCCACCAAGGCCUGCUUCACGAUACCACUUCCACGUUCCUAACCCAAUAGAUGGCCCUCAUAAAGGCCUUGCAGCCCAUGAGCUCGAUGUCGCAUAUCUCCUGCAAAACUUUGAUCCUCACUUCAGCGAUAACGAUCGAAAGAUAGCACGAGCCAUGCAAGACCGGUUCAUCAAAUAUAUUCACGGCGAGGGAUGGGUUGAGAAUGGUAAGAUGGUAGUGUUUGACAAAGAUGGCAUGGUUGACGUCGAUGAUGAAAAGUACGAUGGGAUGUAUCGUAAUGGAAGAGGAGCAUUACUAGAGAAGAUUGGAAUGGAAAGGUUGUGGCGUGUCUCAGAAAUGUGGCAAGGUGUGCGUCAAGAGGAAGAAGAGUGUCUAAGUUCCUCCGGCGAUUCGAAGUUAUGGUGA
This is a messenger RNA of Alternaria atra, 1689 nucleotides long. RefSeq lists its product as uncharacterized. The transcript has a single exon. The record is from RefSeq and is a predicted model, not a curated record. NCBI's taxonomy places the organism in Eukaryota, Fungi, Ascomycota, Dothideomycetes, Pleosporales, Pleosporaceae. Bases 1 to 1689 code for a protein of 562 amino acids.